Medioppia subpectinata is the source of this 973-nucleotide messenger RNA. NCBI's taxonomy places the organism in Eukaryota, Metazoa, Arthropoda, Arachnida, Sarcoptiformes, Oppiidae. The record is from the annotation of a GenBank genome assembly.
UAAUUGUAAAUAAUGAAUGCUUUGUUAACCAAUAGGCUCUCAACCAAACCCUUCCGAUACUUAAACCAAACUUUAACUUCGAUGAAAGCCGUAUAUCGAUGUCAUGGAUCGGUCACUCGACGGCUGUCAUCCAUUUCGAUGGCAUCACUUUAUUAACGGAUCCGAUAUUCAGUUUGAGAGCAUCGAUGUCUCAACUGAUAGGUCCGGCCAGAUAUAGGAAGGCGGCCGCCACUGUCGCUGAGCUGCCAAAGAUAGACGCCGUAGUGAUCAGUCAUAACCAUUACGACCAUUUGGAUGCGGGAAGUGUUGAGGCAUUGAAUGCUCGCUUCGGUUCAGAUCUUUAUUGGUUAGUGCCGUCCGGACUCAAAGAGUGGAUGAAAGACGUGGGCGUCACUCACAACGUAAUAGAGCUCGAGUGGUGGCAAAGCACUUGUAUACCAUCGAAGCCCGACAUUCAAUUCAUCCUAACGCCAGCCCAACACUGGACCCGAAGGAGUCUAUCCGAUGAGCGGAAGGUUCUGUGGGGCAGUUGGACUGUCGUCGGACCCAAACAUCGCUUCUUUUUCGCUGGCGAUACCGGAUAUUGUUCUGUAUUCAAACAAAUCGGACAAAUGUACGGUCCGUUUGAUUUGUCUGCCAUUCCGAUCGGCGCCUAUGAGCCCCGAUGGCUUAUGGAGCCCCAACACGUAGACCCCGAACAAGCCGUACAAAUACAUGAAGACAUAAGGAGUAAAUUGAGUGUUGGAAUACAUUGGGGAACAUUUGCUUUGGCUCAUGAGUACUAUUUAGAGCCACCGAUGAAACUGAAAACUUCGUUAAAGGAACACAAUUUGGAUGAAAAUGAAUUCAUAGUUAUAUCUCACGGCGAAACCAAAAGUGUAUGAUUUGGGAAAUACUAUAAAAUACUCGGCAAUAAAGGAUAGACGCAAACGAAUUUAUUUAUAUAUUUAAUAUUUUUUUAUAAAACAAAGCU